Molecule: messenger RNA, 852 nt
Organism: Talaromyces marneffei
Lineage: Eukaryota; Fungi; Ascomycota; Eurotiomycetes; Eurotiales; Trichocomaceae
Exons: 1
Coding region: 1-852 (283 amino acids)
Source: RefSeq, a predicted model, not a curated record
AUGGUCCAUCGCCAAAAGAACGAAGUACCUCUGGUGUUUCUACCAAUAAUCACCAAGACGAAAGUUCCCAUCCUGGAAGGCGACUUUAAUCUCCACAAAUCGAACAGUACUUACUUUACAGAUCUUGACUCCAGCCGAUCCCUUCUCUUGUCAUUUCUUGUCUUCCACGGAAUGUCCAAAACCCAUAAGGAGCUUGCUGCUGAAGGGAGGAAUGGUGUCAUGACUGUCAUGCUGGGAUCCACUUACACAAACUUUAAAAGAGAGAUACAGACGGGUUAUCCAUAUGAAGUUUGGUCGCGGAUCUUGACUUGGGACCAAAAAUGGCUCUAUAUCGUGACGCAUUUUGUUCGAAAGGAUAAGAUCGUUCCCAAGGCGUCAGUGACUGAAGUUAUCAAUGACCGCAAGCCCAAGAGUGUGAAUGCUUCGAAGAAGACUUUCAAGACACCAAGAGUCUUGUCUCAGAGCGACGUCGAACAGUCGGUUUUUGCGACUUCAAUAUCUAAAUGUGUAUUCAAGAAGGGGCGAAUGACGGUUUCUCCGGAGCGCGUACUUGCCGCAUCAGGAUUGUUAUCCAAUGCAAUCUCAGAUAAAUCUGCAAUAGAUUUGACUGGAUCGCAACAUUCUAUAGAUCCGGAAAUGAAAGACUUGUUUCAAAAAGGAACGACACCUCAAUAUAGCAACCAUGAGCUUGACAGAGAAAUAGAAGUGGAAAGAGACAAAGGGAUGAGAUUUGCAUGUCUCUUAUCGGAGUUGGAGGAUCUGCAGGGUCAUCUUUUGAAAGAUAAAGAGCUCUCGAAUGGCGUUAUUACGUUAGGUACCUUCAGCGACCUAGGCCAUAGCGUCUCUCUGUGA